GCACGAUUGUGAUCACAUAUUUAGAAACAGCAGAUACUUUGCAUUAGGUUGGACCAGUCAACACAGAGGUGUAAGCAUGUCGAAUCAAAUGGUAGUCAUGCAGCCCCAGCCUGUUAUGAUCUCUAGAGAUUCUGAUCAGUGGGGGUCACGGGUCUGUGACUGCUGUGAUGACGUGCCUGAAUGUUGCUUUGCUUACUGGUGUUUCGCGUGUUUCACGUGUAUAAAAGCAAAGAAAUACGGUGAGUGUUUAUGUCUCCCCCUGCUGGAUUUCUGUGGUAUCAUUCCACCCAUAACCAUGUCCAUGAGGGUCUCAAUGCGCCAGCGUUAUGGCAUAAAGGGUACCAUGUGUAAUGACUGCUUGGUGGCCACAUUCUGCAGAGCUUGUGUCUGGUGUCAGAUGUCACGAGAGAUGAAGGCACGAAACCUACCAAUCACUCUUGUUGGUGCCAGGAAUUUGUAAUGUGUUUUGAAGGAGCUGUGCUGGUGCGUAAAUGAUAAUAAUCCUGACACAAUGAAAGGCAGAUAUGUUUAUUAAUAUAUCCCACCAACUGAAUCACUUUUAUAUGCACUUAUACUAAGAUGCUUAUUAUAACAAUGAUUUUCUGUCAGUUCUUGAAGUAAUAUGUGAUGAAAUUCAAGGAUGUUUAUUUUCUUUGUAUUUCUUUCUAUUAAGUGCAAUGUCUGUUUUGUUGUGUAUCUUUAAUGUCUGUUACUCCGUUUCUAAUCAGCAUCAUCAAUGGCAUGAAAAGUGUGAUCAACUAAAUUAGUGUUUGACAUAUCUAGAUAGAUGUGAUAGUGUUGUAUAUUUGUGACAAUAUUGAAAGUACUCAACAUCAUUGGUAAAAACAUACAACUUUUAAAAUGUUUCUGUUUUUGUCUUGUAAAGCUCAUUAAAACAAUACAGAAACGCAUACAAUGGCUUGGGAUAAACACUUUUGUCACCAGGAUUUAAUUUAAUUUAAGCAAUACAUAAAGUUUAAAAAAAAAGCAAAAAGUAUGAAAUGUGUAUUGCUUCGCAUGUUUGUUUUUCUUGUGAUUGCCUUUAUUUUAAGACUGAAAAUCUUUCAUAUCUUUCACUUGUAUCUUUCACUUGUUGUUGCA
This is a messenger RNA of Carassius gibelio (silver crucian carp), 1101 nucleotides long. Its product is annotated as cornifelin homolog B-like. The transcript has 4 exons. NCBI's taxonomy places the organism in Eukaryota, Metazoa, Chordata, Actinopteri, Cypriniformes, Cyprinidae. Bases 77 to 460 code for a protein of 127 amino acids. The record is from RefSeq and is a predicted model, not a curated record.